AAAAGCUCACUGCUAUGUUAAGUUACACCGUAUUUUGUGCGCUUACUCUUCUUGUUUCCUGUCACAAACAGAAACUUCCCUACUAUAAGACAUUAGUUGAGGCGCACUCUGUUGUUAUUGCUGCUAGCUUCGGCCUGUUUGUGUCUAGCAUCGUUUUGAACAAUGCUAGUAAACGUUAGCUGGCUAGCUAACCCUCAAGUUGCGCACAUCACUGCAGGAUUCAUCUGCAGCUCUGAAAACGAACACUUCACUUUGUAUGAAGGAACAAAAGUGAUUGUUCGGACGAGAACAUGUCCCAGAAAGCAACAGACACGACACCACCACCACCUAUGGCCCUUCAUUCAGAUUCCCAUAAGCAGAGCAUCCUGAGCAGAUUGGACCAGCUCAGGAAAAGGGAGCUACUGUGCGACAUCACCCUCGUUGUGGAGGACGUGCCCUUCAAGGCGCACAAACCGCUGUUGGCAGCAAGCAGCGAGUUCUUUUCCCUCAUGUUCACGGCAGAAGAUCAGAUCAGUCCGUCGACCUACCAGCUGGACGGCAUGACAGCGGAGAUGUUUGCAGCCGUGCUGGAGUUCAUCUACACCGCCCAGGUGUCCGUGGAGGAGAGCGCCCUGCAGCAGCUUCUGGCCACGGCUCGUCUCACGCAGGUCAACGACCUGGUCGCGGUGCUCGCACAACUCUCACGCUCCGCUGCGGCGAGCGAGGAGGCAAAGGCUGGCGUCGCCGUGGUUCCAGAUCUGUCGAAAUGCAAGAGAGGCCGACCAAAGAAAACGGUGCUUGUGACCGAGUUGGAGCGUGAGAGUGGGAGCUCAGAGGAGAGAACGGCUGGAAAUGUGGACCUCGGUGUGGUUAAAGAGUCGUAUACUAAAGAUGAUGCAGAUUGCGGAUCAGGAGCCAAUCAGAGCCGCAAGAGCAAACGCAAAAUCCGGCCACCGGUGAAAUACAAGAGCUUGAAAGUGGGAAGCGACACAGCGAGGGAGGAAGAUCCUGGGAAGAGAGGCAGGAAAAGGAAAUACCCCGACACUGAGCCCCGAUGCCAGGACUGUGGCAAAGUGUUCAAAAACCACCUCUUUCUAAAGAUUCACCAGAGGACUCAUACAGGAGAGAAGCCCUUUCGGUGUCUGGUUUGUGGAAAGAGUUUUACCCAGAAACACACUCUGCUGGUUCACCAGCGCAUGCACACCGGGGAGAAACCGUUCGUCUGUAGCGUCUGCUCCAAAGCGCUGUCCACCAAACACGCCCUGCAGGAGCACAUGAACCUCCACCAAGGAGGGAAAUCCUUCAGCUGUGAUAAAUGUGGGAAGACCUUCACUCAGAAGAGGCAACUUAAAAGCCAUUACCGAGUUCAUACAGGCAAAUCUUUGCCAGAAUGUGCUCAUUGUCAUCACAAGUUCAUGGACACGGCUCAGCUGAAAAAGCACCUGAGAACUCACACAGGUGAGAAGCCUUUCACCUGUGAGAUUUGUGGCAAGUGUUUCACAGCCAAGAGCACUCUGCAGACUCAUAUCAGAAUCCACAGAGGAGAGAAGCCCUACGACUGUAACGUCUGCAACAAAUGCUUCUCCGACCCGAGCGCGAGACGACGACACGUCGCCUCUCACUCGGGGAAGAAGCCCUUCACCUGCUCCUGCUGCAGCCUCUCCUUCACGCGCCUGGACAACCUGAAGACUCACACCAAGUCGCACAGCAAGGAGAGAGCCGCACCGGCCCAGGAGGUGCGUGGCGUCCUGCAGCUGCAGCAGUACCAGCUGCCCUCCGGCUCCGAGCAGGAGAUCCAGCUGGUUGUCGCGGGCGACGUGGACAACAUUAACUUUGUGCCGGGUCAGAACCAGGAGAUCAGCAUCAUGGCGGAGGAGGCGGACGCGGCCCACCCAAGGCUGACCCUCCUCACCCAGUCUGCACACCAGAACGUGGCUCUGGUGGCUCAGGGCGGCCUGUUGGAGCAGAGCCCACGGGUCCAGACUCUGGGCGUGCUGGAGGGCCAGAUGACGCAGCAGCCCGAGCAGAUGCACGUCAUCACCCUGAGCAAAGAGGCCAUGGAGCAGCUGCAGGCCCACCACGGGGCCCCGCAGCCCCUUCAGGUGGCGCAGCGGCCCGUCCAGCAGCUGCAGCUGGUGCACCAGCCGACCCGCCACCCGGGGGCCACUCGGGACGCCGCGAUGGGGCCGGUGAGCCGGGAGCAGCGCGGCCAGGCCAUUCACAUCAGCAGCCAGAGCAGCCAGCCCAUCUCCAUCAGCCAGACCAGCGAGCAGAUCUCCAGUCACCACAUGCAGGGACAGACCUUCCAGAUCCAGGCAGGCACCGUCUCCUACCUGUACACCACCGAGUGUGGCCCGCAGUGAAAACAUGCUCACUUUACAUUUAUUGACAUUUUCUUUCAACCAUAAACCAAAGCAUUUCAGCAUUUUUUUUUUUUUAAUUUGACAAAUACACCUUUUAUUUUCACCUCUUGUCAGCACAGAGGACGUUUUCUUUGUUUUUUGGACACAAACUUGUUUAAAGUAAAAUAAUAUGAAAUGAUUGUUUUACACUAACACAAAUAUAUUGGUGAGUAUCCAUUGAAUCCGUUUUAGUUCCAGGGGUUCUACUGGGCACUUUACUCUUUAUCAGAAAUGAACACAACCUGUGCUCUUGUCCUCAAAAGAGCAGCUGUGAUUCAUCCGAGGAUCUUACCAGUUUCAGGUAUUAGUGGAUUUUCACGCACAUGACACAAUUAAACAUGGGUUGGCAGAAAUUCAAAUGGUCAACAAUUAAAAGAACUUUUGGAAACCUGUGUGAUCAGAAGGUAUCACAGCUUUGACCCUGAGGAGGCUGUGGGUGGUGGCAGCGAAGGUAAAUGACCACAUGGUCCUGCGUGACGUUGGCGAGGCUUCUGAGGGUCUUCUCUCCGAUCGCUGAAGUCUGCAAAUUCUCAAGCGAUAAAGCUUGUUUCUAAAUAGACUGCUGCACAGAUUCUUUCAUUCAAAAAGGUUUUUGUCUUGUACAAUAAGCAAAGAAAUUGUUUAAAAUUGUAUUAUGCCUAAAUUCAACAAAAGUGCAGGGGCAAUUUAGUUCCAAUUACCUGGCAACCCAGAAACACAUAACUGUCAAAACCAUCAUCCGAGCUUCCACACCUAAAACAUCUGGAUGACACCACUCCUUGAGGGAAUCAGUGUUGAGUUGACCGAUCUGCCUCCACCUGCAACAACGACAGAAGAGGAAGCUCCGCGGCUCAGGAUGAACAUCCAAGCAUUUAAAGUGAAAUGUCCUGACUUGUCCUUCAUCUGGGCUCAAUGAGUGCAUUUGAUCUGUAGAGGGCUCCCAUGUUACGCUGCAGUCUGUUAGAUUAUGAGGUCACUGCUGUGUGGCUUUGCUGAUACGUACCGUUUUACAUCCAGCACAUAAUGCAAGUGCACGAUUAUGCACCAGUUGUUCAGGAGGAGCCACCUCGGAAUUGAUUCAUUGAAAAACCUUGACUUAAUCUCAGUGUGUCCAUUCCUCU
Molecule: messenger RNA, 3481 nt
Organism: Pungitius pungitius (ninespine stickleback)
Lineage: Eukaryota; Metazoa; Chordata; Actinopteri; Perciformes; Gasterosteidae
Gene: zbtb24
Product: zinc finger and BTB domain containing 24
Exons: 7
Coding region: 291-2342 (683 amino acids)
Biological process (GO): regulation of transcription by RNA polymerase II
Cellular component (GO): nucleus
Molecular function (GO): protein binding; DNA-binding transcription factor activity, RNA polymerase II-specific
Source: RefSeq, a predicted model, not a curated record